CGAAGAGUUAUAUGUAGCUCAAUAUAAGAACCAAAAAUUUGAUUGCCUUGUUCAAUCAGCGCGAUGCUCUCUCAGUUUCUAGUUGACGUGGCCCAGCUAGUUAGCCUCUUUGCGGAUAGUGUUUUCUAUGGGCUUCUAUCUGAUAACAUUUUUCUCGUGUUUUCAUGAGCUUCUGACCACCAGCGACGGUAGCCUCAAGUCCAGGCACAUUAUCAAUUACAAGAUGGUAGCUGCAUCGCUUUGGAUGUUAGUCUUUUCGACUCUACAAGUCGCUUGCCACCUCCGCUUCGUUCUCGAUGCUUUCACCCACUCAGAGAGCAUCGAAACAUUAUAGGAUAUAUCGAAUCCAGUUAAUGUUCUACAGUUGGUCACUUUUGUGGCGCAGACAUUCAUGGAAGAUUGUAUUCUUCUCUACAGAUGCUGGGUUAUAUAUGAUAGACGAUGGAUGAUUGUCAUUUGCCCGAUAAUCAUGUGCAUCGCUGAGACAGGUCGUGACUCUGCCACCACAGAUCCAUCACUUUUUCCCUUCAUCAUAACGCUUGGGUCUCUAACACUAGUUAUUAAUAUCAUCCCAACAGCUCUCAUUGUGUUCUGCAUCUGGACAAUCCACAGUGCUGUCAGGCAGCUUAUUCCAUUGACCAAGAACCAUCCAUUAAGAAAUACGCUUGUUGUUUUGAUCGAAUCAGCGUCGAUAUAUACUGCCUCUGUGGUCAUUCCGCUUACAGUCUAUGCGCUCCGGAGUAGUGCAGGCUACGUUGUUUUCGAUUCUAUAGUCAAAUCAUCGAAAUUACUUUCAAUCUGAUCCUCAUACGAUUCGCGAGGGGCAUGGCAGUAAGGCCGAUGGAAGAGACGAUUACAUCUCUCAGGGUAUCUCUCUGGAGGAUGGUGCAAAGAAUCAUUUUCGAAAAUUCAAUAUCACCCGAGUCAAACCUACCUAAUGACAGUAACACUAAAACGAUAUAUGAUGCUGAAGAAGAUUGUCAUGAAGUCUAACCAAUUG
Messenger RNA from Guyanagaster necrorhizus, 1000 nucleotides. RefSeq lists its product as uncharacterized. The transcript has 7 exons. The record is from RefSeq and is a predicted model, not a curated record. Lineage: Eukaryota; Fungi; Basidiomycota; Agaricomycetes; Agaricales; Physalacriaceae. Bases 392 to 802 code for a protein of 136 amino acids.